Messenger RNA from Brassica napus (rape), 1245 nucleotides. Its product is annotated as telomere repeat-binding factor 1. The coding region runs from base 187 to 1035 and encodes 282 amino acids. Gene Ontology annotation, cellular component: nucleosome. The record is from RefSeq and is a predicted model, not a curated record. Gene Ontology annotation, molecular function: double-stranded telomeric DNA binding. Gene Ontology annotation, biological process: nucleosome assembly. NCBI's taxonomy places the organism in Eukaryota, Viridiplantae, Streptophyta, Magnoliopsida, Brassicales, Brassicaceae. The transcript is spliced from 7 exons.
AUUUAUUAGUGUUAAAAUUAUUAAUCCACAAUUAUAAAAACACGGACGGAUGUCCGUUAGUAAGCUGUGUCUACUUCAACCCUAAUUUUUAUUUCUUCAGAAGACUCACAAAAUAAAAAGACACUGAAUUGUUCUCGCAGUGAUCACAUUCCCCUCCGAAAUCUGAAUCAGAGUUAUAACAUCGUGAUGGGUGCUCCUAAGCAUAAAUGGAGUCAAGAAGAAGAGUCAGCUCUAAGAUCUGCCGUUUCCAAGCACGGCCCUGGUAGGUGGCGCACCAUCCUCAAAGACCCUGACUUUAGUCAAGUCUUGUUCCUUCGUUCCAAUGUAGAUCUUAAGGAUAAAUGGAGAAACAUUAGUGUCAUGGGGUAUGGAUCCGGAUCGCGUCCCAAGCCUGUUAAAAGGACGCUUGGCUCAUUGCCAAGUGAUGAAGAAAUCUUAGAAAUGGUGGAUGCUAAGAACUUUUCUACCACCGGCUCUUCUGCACUGCAAGCUUCGUCUCCAAGGACACCUAAUUGGCUGGAUAGCCUUAUAACGGAAGCAAUAUGUACCAUGAAACAGCCUGGUGGUUCUAGCAAAACAGCAAUUGGUAACUACAUCCAGGAACGAUAUGAGGUACCGCCGAACUUCAAACAGUUGCUGUCUUCCAAGCUAAAGUACUUGUCUGCUUUUGGUAGUGGCAAGCUUAUCAAGGUUAAACGCAAGUAUAGAAUUCCAAACUCCACUGCUUUGUCAUCCCACAAGAAGAGACAUUUGGGGACAUCGUCUGAUAAAGAUGAAGUGAGUGUUCAGAGACAGUCAGAGGUUGAUGGAGAGUUAGCUAGAAUGAUGAUUGUGAACAUACAUGAGGCGGCAGCAAUUGCAGCACAGGCAGUUGCAGAGGCAGAAGCAGCCAUGGCAGAGGCUGACGAAGCUGCAAAGCAAGCAGAGAUUGCAGAAGCCGAAGCAGAAGCAGCUCAAGUAUUCGCUGAAGAAGUUUCAAAGUCCCUGAAAGGAAUAAAACAACUGCAAUGUGCAGAUGAUCCUUACUUGAGGUGACUGAGAGAAGAGGAAGAAGCUAAAUGUGUUGCAGGUGAACUGAGAGAGAGAGAAGCGUUAGAAGUAGUGUUUGUGUGUUGAUUACUUUUGUCUACUUGUUCCUUUAAAGUUUUAUAUCCAUUUUGUUUAGAUUCGUGAACUUAGAAAAAAUUUAGUGAGGUUUUCGGACCUUCUAUGUACAUAUAUAUGCCUGAGCUUGACUGAACUAAA